This is a messenger RNA of Exophiala xenobiotica, 543 nucleotides long. RefSeq lists its product as uncharacterized. Bases 1 to 543 code for a protein of 180 amino acids. The record is from RefSeq and is a predicted model, not a curated record. The transcript is spliced from 2 exons. NCBI's taxonomy places the organism in Eukaryota, Fungi, Ascomycota, Eurotiomycetes, Chaetothyriales, Herpotrichiellaceae.
AUGGCCUUUCAGCAAAAUACCCAAAACGCCACCGGCGGAAUGUCGUGCGAAGACGCGCUUCAACUUCUCUUCUACAAACAGCCUAUCACCAACGGAUAUGUCCAGGACACCACCAAUUACCUACCCCAACAAUCAUCCACCGCUUUCCCAUUUCGACAGGACAAUACGAGCAUAUGUCCGCACAUGUGCGCUGAUACUACGUUUACACAAUCGGCUCCAGAACCAGAUGUCAGCUCACUAAAGAUGCCUGCCGAGUUUGCAGCCACGUUGGAGGAGAUCAAGCAGGGAGUGACCUCCCUCCACACCCGGAGUGAUCAGAUCGAAUCUCUGCAGACGCAAUGCAAUCAACUGGAAAUUCAUUUCUCGGAGUUUCAAGAUUGGGUGAAAGCUUCUAUGGACACGAUGAAGAAAUAUAUUGAGCAUCAUAGACAGUGGUCUUUGAUCUUCAAGAGAACGGUGGAGAGCCAGAUCAGGGAUCGACAUUCUAAUCACGAGGGACAGGCCAGAUCUGAGGGCUCCGCAGUUGAAUCGCAGGAUACUUGA